Magallana angulata is the source of this 2050-nucleotide messenger RNA. RefSeq names its product tetraspanin-33-like. The transcript has 7 exons. The record is from RefSeq and is a predicted model, not a curated record. Bases 441 to 1283 code for a protein of 280 amino acids. Gene Ontology annotation, cellular component: membrane. Lineage: Eukaryota; Metazoa; Mollusca; Bivalvia; Ostreida; Ostreidae.
AUGAGCAUCAUUUCGGAGGAUAUAUCCUUCUGUGUGUGUGGUUUUUUUUUACUGAUUAAUCAAUAAUUUGCCAAGAGUGAAAAUUUAUGGAGAAGAUAAACCCCUAUGGAUAGAUAUAGAUCUCUACAGAUGUACGUGAGCUAUUGGCCCUCAGGCUUGUGAAAGUAUCCUUAUCAAUAAAACACGCGUGUGUGUUGGGGUCUGUGUCAUUUUGUGUUACAAUAACAGAGUGUGUGUAGUAGCAGAAAAACACAGUUUUAAAAGCACUUACUCUCGCAAAAACGGAGAAAUUAAUUUCGUGAUGGAAGUGGCAACUACACUCGAGUAAUCGGUAUUCAGUAUGUGUAAUGUAUAUGUACACCGUACAGUGUUUGUUUUAGGAUCUGGCUUCGUGUGUAUGGAAGUAAGGAUUUAAACAUAAGGAUAUUUUUAACUUUAAAAUGGCGCCGGGUAGAAGAAGGGAUCGAAGCUCCGUGAACCCGUGUCUGAAAUACUUCAUUUUCUUGUUUAAUUUCGUCUUCCUGUUGAUUGGAGUGGCCACGGUCGGAUUAACGUCCUGGAUUAUCCACGAGAAGGAUAAAAAGAUUACCUCCUUUAUCGAUGUAGUGCUGGACCCUUCUCUCUUACUUCUCAUCGCAGGAUGUAUCGCAACCCUCAUCUCUUUCCUGGGGGCCAUAGGGGCCCUCAGAGAGCACCAAUCCAUGCUCACAGCGUACUCCCAUUUGGUGACACUUUUUAUCUUCAUCCAAGUUAUCGGUGUGGUGUUCGUUUUCCUGUUUUAUUACGACAAAAGUAUAUUCAUCAGCCUUAAAAUAUAUCCAGACGACCUCUUUAAGGACGCCAUAGUCAGGUAUCGGGAUGACCCGGAUCAACAAGACUUUAUAGACGGCUGGCAAAAAGAGAUGGACUGUUGCGGCUUUAGCGAUGACGACGAAGGUUACAAAGCCUGGAAUAACAACAUUUACUAUAACUGCACAGACGAAAAUAAGAGCGCCGAGAAGUGCGCAGUGCCCUGGUCAUGUUGUGUCCUCAAAGACGGGGACCGGCUUAAUUUACUUUGUGGCAACGGGGCGUUGGAACAAACAAGUUCUACUCUACUGAACAACCAGAUCUACACGAGGGGGUGUCUGAAGGCGGUCAGGGAGUGGGUGGGCUCCAACCUGUUUGUGUUCGGCUGUAUUGUCAUAGGUGUACUCAUUCCACAGAUGAUGUCCAUUUGUUUUGCUAGAAACCUCAACGAUCAAAUUGCUAUACAGAUAUCCAAAUGGCAGUACCAGCGGUGAUUAAUAUGUGACGUAACCUUAGCUACCGGAAACAUACAUUCAUCGGAAGAAUCAGACAAUGUGAUGAUUACCAAAAAGUCCCAAACUUCUCGCUAUUGAGAUUUUUAAACUCAUUAUUAUACAUUGUACAUGAUGUAUUACCCAUAUAUACAGUGUUUAUGCAUUAACCCCGACGAUCCAAUGCGGCCAUUUUAACGAAGAGUUGCAUAGAUAUUCUCUUUUGAGAAGUGGACAGACACGGAUGUAGGCUAUGCCUGUCCAAUUCUCGAAAGAGAAUAUUGCAUAGAGACUGUGAUGAUGCGAUUUUUGUUCUACAAUCAAACCAAUUCACGUGUUUGCUCAUGGUGUGCAAUAUUUUGUGACUAUAUAGGCUAGAAAUAAACAGAUUUUCGUGUGUAUACAGAUACUGUGGCAUACUAGUAAAGCAUAGUUACGAAACACACACAAAAAAAAGUAUUGCGUUCAUAGAAAUUUCAGAGGUUGAAUAUCAUUUCUUUGACUUUCAUUAAAUUUCUCUUGCAAGAUCACAGAAGCUAGAAUAUUUCAUUAUUUAUUUACGAAUGGCUUAAUUGUUUUUUUGUCCAUCAGCAUUUAAAUCACUGCUUACAGGAUUAUAGGUUAUAAUUUUAAAAGCCAUUGGAGGUGUUUUUUUUUUAUUUUGUGUGCGUAAUGUCAAAAUUUACACCAUUAUAUACGCAUUUACACAUAUCAGUAAAUUUUGAAAUGUAUUUUCUUUGCUUUUUAUUAAAAUAAAUGUUUUAAAUACA